Molecule: messenger RNA, 705 nt
Organism: Geosmithia morbida
Lineage: Eukaryota; Fungi; Ascomycota; Sordariomycetes; Hypocreales; Bionectriaceae
Product: orotate phosphoribosyltransferase
Exons: 1
Coding region: 1-705 (234 amino acids)
Biological process (GO): 'de novo' pyrimidine nucleobase biosynthetic process; pyrimidine ribonucleoside biosynthetic process; pyrimidine nucleotide biosynthetic process
Cellular component (GO): cytoplasm
Molecular function (GO): orotate phosphoribosyltransferase activity
Source: RefSeq, a predicted model, not a curated record
AUGACGACCCAGCUGCCAGAGUACAAGCAAAAGUUCCUCGAGGCUUCUACCUCGGGGGGCGUGCUCAAGUUUGGCAGCUUCGAGCUCAAGUCCAAGAGGAUCUCGCCGUACUUCUUCAACGCCGGGUUGUUCCACACGUCGCGUCUGGCGGGCGCUAUCGCUACCGCGUUCGCCAACACCAUCGCCGAGGCGCAGAGCCAGCAAGGUCUAGAGUUCGACAUCAUCUUUGGCCCGGCCUACAAGGGCAUCCCGCUCGCUGCUAGCAUCGCCAUCAAGCUGGGUGAGCUGGCUCCCGCCAACCUGGACUCAGUGUCCUACUCGUUCGACCGCAAGGAGGCCAAGGACCACGGCGAGGGUGGCAACAUUGUCGGCGCGCCUCUUGAAGGAAAGAAGAUCCUCAUCGUUGACGACGUCAUCACGGCCGGCACCGCCAAGAGAGAGGCUAUCGAGAAGAUCCGCAAGGAGGGCGGACAUGUCGCCGGUAUCGUCGUCGCCUUAGACCGCAUGGAGAAGCUGCCCGCCGCCGACGGCGACGACUCCAAGCCCGGCCCCAGCGCCAUCGGCGAGCUCCGAAAGGAGUACGGCAUCCCCAUCUUCUCCAUCCUCACUCUGGAUGACAUUAUCAGUGGCAUGAAGUCGUUUGCCUCGGAGGAGGAUAUCAAGCGCAUCGAGGCCUACCGCAACCAGUACAAAGCAACGGAUUGA